AGAUAGGGUGACAUAUCCCGGUGCCUUUCAAGGGAUUUUUUUGGAGAUUUUUGUCGGUCGACGAGUCGAGAGCGGGAUGGGAAACUCUUCAGUUUUCCAACCUGGAACGGCGCUGACACUUUUCAUGUCAAUCUUGUUCUGGGGCUACGUUGUCUUUCAUACUAUCUUUAUCGGUUUUCCCAUCGCAGUCCUCAUUCGUCUCUUGCAUCUGUUCUAUGAUCGGGAGAGAAGGGUCCUCCUGCAUUGGUGGACGACACAAUGGGCGUACCACUACCAUCACUGGAAUCCGUUUUGUCAGACGACGAUCUUGGGGAGAGAAAACAUCAAGAAAGUGAGAGACAACGCUGUUAUCUUUGUUUGCAACCAUCAGAGCACAACGGACAUAAUGUUGUUGUAUGGGAUAGAAACACAUUUCAAGUGGGUAAGCAAGAGCUCAAACUUCAUGAUACCCUUCAUCGGAUGGAAUAUGUGGAUGAACGACUAUGUUCCUGUGAAACGAGGGGACAAGGACAGUGUACACAAAAUGUUUGAGCAUUGCAAGAAACAUCUCAAGGCGGGAAACUCGUUGGUGUUCUUCCCUGAAGGAUCCAGAAGUACGGAUGGACAGAUCAAAGCUUUCAAGCCCGGAGCUUUUAGCCUGGCUAUGGAAGCAAAAGUUCCGAUUGUUCCUUUGGUGCUCGACGGGUCUGCUGAUUGCCUCACUGCGGGAAAGGGAAUGACAGUUGCGAUCUACAACGGGGGAGGUUGGAACAUAACCUUGAAGGCGUUGGAGCCGAUUUAUCCAGACAAAUUUGGGAAUUCUGUUGAGUCGCUGAUGGAGAAAGUUCGAAACAUCAUGGUGGAAGACUUUGAAAAGAUCAAGAGCGACAACAUAGCAAAGGGCAAGAAGUCAACAAGCAAGAAGUUGCGAUGA
Molecule: messenger RNA, 913 nt
Organism: Guillardia theta CCMP2712
Lineage: Eukaryota; Cryptophyceae; Pyrenomonadales; Geminigeraceae
Exons: 17
Coding region: 77-913 (278 amino acids)
Biological process (GO): phosphatidic acid biosynthetic process
Molecular function (GO): 1-acylglycerol-3-phosphate O-acyltransferase activity
Source: RefSeq, a predicted model, not a curated record